Molecule: messenger RNA, 548 nt
Organism: Eruca vesicaria subsp. sativa (arugula)
Lineage: Eukaryota; Viridiplantae; Streptophyta; Magnoliopsida; Brassicales; Brassicaceae
Source: the annotation of a GenBank genome assembly
AUGGGGAAAGGAGGAAAUUUUGUGACCGUGGCCGCUUCCGAGGUGGAGGAGCUACGGCGGAAGAACGGAGAGAUGGAAAAAGCGGUGGAGGAAAUGAGGAGAGAGAUGCUGCAGCUGUGGCGGAGGACUCAGGUGGCGGAGGAGGCAGAGGAGCGUCUUUGCUCUCAGCUAGCCGAGCUUGAAGCUGAAUCGCUAGACCAGGCGCGUGAUUACCAAUCUCGCAUACUCUUCCUCGUGAACGAACUCUCUCGCCUCUCUUCCUCCGACUUGGCCUCGCCCUAGAUUGGUUGAUAGACAUAUACGGAUGUAUGUAUAAGGAUAGAUUCUUAGGUCGAUGCAUGUAUCUGUAUUUAUAAUGUUGGCUCAUAUCAAUGCCAAUUCUGUAGAGUUUUUCGUUUUUUCUUAUUGUUUAUAGAUCUCAAAUUUAUAGUAUGAACAAAAAUCGAUAUUGUUAGAAAAAAAGCGAUGAAUGUCUUUGAAAACUAAAACAAAAGAUAAUUCCAUUUUUUAGUUUGAAAUAUGAACUUGUUUUAUUUAUUAAGAAUCUG